Molecule: messenger RNA, 3364 nt
Organism: Apodemus sylvaticus (European woodmouse)
Lineage: Eukaryota; Metazoa; Chordata; Mammalia; Rodentia; Muridae
Gene: Ythdc1
Product: YTH N6-methyladenosine RNA binding protein C1
Exons: 18
Coding region: 366-2612 (748 amino acids)
Biological process (GO): regulation of alternative mRNA splicing, via spliceosome; mRNA splicing, via spliceosome
Cellular component (GO): nucleoplasm
Molecular function (GO): N6-methyladenosine-containing RNA reader activity; mRNA binding
Source: RefSeq, a predicted model, not a curated record
CGCAAGGCAUUUCGGGAGCGGGAUUGUUUCGCGCAGGAAGCAGGCUCCAUUUUAGCGCCGCCCGCCGUCGCCAUCUGUUUCUCUCUCCUCCCCCUUGUCUCUGUGGUGGCCGAACCGCAACAGAAAGGCUGCAGCCUGUACCGUCCGAGGCCAGAGAGCCAGGCGGGAAGAGAACCAGAGGAUCGGAGGAAGGGUGCGUGUCGGAGCUGAGCGGAGCAGGUCAGGUCGAAGCGCGCGGCCCGCCGGACGGACUGACGGACGGACUCGUGCGCCUGCGGCCGCGGCUGCGGCGCCCGCGCGACUCGCGUCCCGGCGGCGGCGACGGCGGCGGCGGCGGUGGCGGCGGCGGAAGCCGGAGGGCAGCCAUGGCGGCCGACAGCCGGGAGGAGAAAGAAGAUUGCCAAGACUGCUCCAGCUGGUUGUUUUCAGAUGGGGAACUUAAUGUUUUAGAUGAUAUUUUGACUGAAGUACCAGAACAAGAUGAUGAACUGUAUAAUCCAGAGAGCGAACAAGAUAAAAAUGAGAAAAAAGGAUCAAAAAGAAAAAGUGAAAGAAUGGAAUCUACUGAUACCAAGCGACAAAAGCCUUCCAUCCAUUCAAGACAAUUGAUUUCUAAGCCACUAAGCUCAUCUGUUAGCAAUAAUAAAAGAAUAGUUAGUACAAAAGGAAAGUCGGUUACAGAAUAUAAAAAUGAGGAAUAUCAAAGAUCUGAAAGGAACAAGCGUCUAGAUGCUGAUCGAAAAAUUCGUCUGUCAAGCAGCUCCUCUAGAGAACCUUACAAGAAUCAACCAGAAAAAACUUGUCUACGGAAAAGGGAUUCUGAAAGAAGGGCCAAGUCUCCUACACCAGAUGGUUCUGAGAGAAUUGGGCUUGAAGUUGAUAGACGUGCAAGCAGAUCCAGCCAGUCUUCAAAGGAAGAGGUGAACUCUGAAGAGUAUGGCUCUGACCACGAGACAGGAAGCAGUGGUUCUUCUGAACAGGGCAACAACACUGAGAAUGAGGAGGAAGGAGGGGAAGAAGAUGUAGAGGAAGAUGAAGAGGUAGAUGAAGAUGCAGAAGAUGAUGAGGAAGUGGAUGAAGAUGCAGAGGAGGAGGAGGAAGAGGAUGAAGAGGAAGAAGAGGAAGAGGAAGAGGAGGAAGAGGAAGAAGAAUAUGAACAGGAUGAGAGAGAUCAGAAGGAAGAAGGGAAUGAUUAUGACACCCGAAGUGAGGCCAGUGAUUCUGGUUCUGAGUCUGUUUCCUUCACAGAUGGAUCUGUCAGAUCUGGGUCAGGAACAGAUGGAUCAGAUGAGAAAAAGAAGGAAAGGAAGAGAGCUCGAGGCAUAUCACCCAUUGUCUUUGAUAGAAGUGGCAGCUCUGCAUCAGAGUCGUAUGCAGGUUCAGAAAAGAAGCAUGAGAAAUUAUCAUCUUCCGUUCGUGCUGUCCGAAAAGAUCAAACCAGUAAACUCAAAUAUGUCCUUCAGGAUGCAAGAUUUUUCCUCAUAAAGAGUAACAACCAUGAGAAUGUAUCUCUUGCCAAAGCAAAGGGUGUAUGGUCCACAUUGCCUGUAAAUGAGAAGAAAUUAAAUCUUGCAUUUAGAUCUGCAAGGAGUGUUAUAUUAAUAUUUUCUGUCAGAGAAAGUGGAAAAUUUCAAGGUUUUGCCAGAUUGUCUUCAGAAUCACACCAUGGUGGAUCUCCUAUACAUUGGGUGCUUCCAGCAGGAAUGAGUGCUAAAAUGCUUGGAGGUGUUUUUAAAAUUGACUGGAUUUGCAGGCGUGAAUUACCCUUUACUAAGUCAGCUCAUCUCACCAAUCCCUGGAAUGAACAUAAGCCAGUAAAGAUUGGACGUGAUGGACAGGAAAUUGAACUUGAAUGUGGAACUCAGCUUUGUCUUCUGUUUCCCCCUGAUGAAAGUAUUGACUUGUAUCAGCUCAUUCAUAAAAUGCGUCACAAGAGAAGAAUGCAUUCUCAGCCUCGAUCAAGAGGACGUCCAUCCCGUCGAGAACCAGUCCGGGAUGUGGGAAGGCGUCGACCAGAAGAUUAUGAUAUUCAUAACAGCAGAAAGAAACCAAGGAUUGACUAUCCCCCUGAGUUUCACCAGAGACCAGGGUAUUUAAAGGAUCCCCGAUACCAGGAAGUUGACAGUUUCACAAAUCUUAUUCCCAACAGACGAUUUUCAGGAGUUCGCCGAGAUGUGUUUUUAAAUGGGUCCUACAAUGAUUAUGUGAGGGAAUUUCAUAACAUGGGACCACCGCCCCCUUGGCAAGGAAUGCCUCCUUACCCGGGAAUAGAACAACCUCCACACCAUCCUUACUACCAGCACCACGCCCCACCUCCUCAAGCCCACCCCCCUUACUCAGGGCACCAUCCGGUACCACAUGAAGCAAGAUACAGAGAUAAACGAGUACAUGACUAUGAUAUGAGGGUCGAUGAUUUCCUUCGCCGCACUCAAGCUGUUGUCAGUGGUCGGAGAAGUAGACCCCGAGAAAGAGAUCGGGAGCGUGAGCGAGACCGCCCUAGAGACAACAGAAGAGAGAGAGAGCGAGACAGGGGCCGUGAUCGAGAGAGAGAGAGAGAAAGAAUAUGUGAUCGGGACAGAGACCGAGGGGAGAGAGGUCGCUAUCGAAGAUAAUGUGUUUUUAGAAGCACUGACUGAAGAUAAACAAAUAUUGUAUUUUUUUUGUGUGUGUUUACAAGUAGUAAAUUUAUUUUCAGCUGUCUACUUAAAGCUCAUUGUGUAGAAGGAUUUAUUAUCACUUUUGUUCCAAGCAUGCAGUAGAAUAAGAACUGGAAAACUCAGAUCCGCCAAAAAAUGCACAGUUGACAGUUGAGUUGACACUUUUAUUGGGGCAGAAUGGAACAGUCCAAGAAUGUAGAUAUUGAUUCAUUCUCCAUAAAUGUUCUUUUUACAGUGUAUUCAUCCUAGAGUUAUUUUGUUUGUUUGUUUUCCUUCUUUUGGACCUUGGUCAAUAACUGCCAUAGUAUUUUGCUUUGUGUUUCUAUAGGUAGCUGCACACGGUUCAGAAAAAUAAUGCUGCUAUUGAGUAUGCAAAUAUAGAAGUAUGAUGGUUUGACUACGUGGCAGUGUUGUAGCAGCCUCUGGUUUUUCCUUUUUCCUUUUUUUUAAACCUAUAAAGUCACUUUUUUUUAAGUCUUCAAUGAUGAGAGCAAUAUUAAGAAGACAUUGCUAUCUAAUUUUUAAUCUUUUUAAAAUAAAAGUUCCUAUGUUCAGUAGCAUGGUUGAUGCUAUUGUUUAGCCUUCCUUCUAAACUGUACAUUGGCUUGGAAUGUUCACAGUUGUUGCGUGUGUGGCAGCAGAAGAUAACCCCACAUUCUACAUUGCUACUGUUUUGUAUGAAAUAAAUUGGUAAAGAUUGACACUAA